Molecule: messenger RNA, 513 nt
Organism: Naegleria fowleri
Lineage: Eukaryota; Heterolobosea; Eutetramitea; Acrasida; Naegleriidae
Exons: 2
Coding region: 1-513 (170 amino acids)
Source: RefSeq, a predicted model, not a curated record
AUGACGCUUUCCCUCGAACUCAAAAUACCUCCUCUGCUUGUCCUCACUCUCUGUUUGUUACUGCAGUACGCUUUAAGUGUUUAUGUGAGCCCGUUCUUGAUGGCCAAUUCGUCUUCUUCUUCUUCUUCUUCAUGGGAUUCGUUUUCACAGUUCCUUGCGAUACGGAUUGGAUUGAUGACGGUUGUGAUGGGAAUUGGAAUACUUAUUGCUUGGUUAGGAGUGAGAGCUUUUCAUCAAUCAAAAACAACAGUGAAUCCAUUAAAUCCGUCACAAGCAUCUUCAUUGGUUUCACAUGGAAUUUUUGAAUACACGAGAAAUCCAAUGUAUGUGGGAAUGAGUUUGGUUGCUUUUGGUGUUUCCUUGUUCUUGUUGGAUCCUUUGGCUUUUCUGUGUGUUCCAUUGUUUUCCAUGUAUUUAAAUUAUUACCAAAUUAUUCCUGAAGAAAGAGAAUUAAGGAAAAUAUUUGGAAAGGAAUUUGAGGAAUACAUGAUCCGAGUAAGACGAUGGAUUUAA